Molecule: messenger RNA, 1152 nt
Organism: Aureobasidium namibiae CBS 147.97
Lineage: Eukaryota; Fungi; Ascomycota; Dothideomycetes; Dothideales; Saccotheciaceae
Product: Arginase/deacetylase
Exons: 4
Coding region: 1-1152 (383 amino acids)
Molecular function (GO): metal ion binding; agmatinase activity
Source: RefSeq, a predicted model, not a curated record
AUGUUCAAGCUUCUUACCGCUGCCACUGUCCUGGCAGCUAGUGUUUCUGCACACGGCGACCAUAACCAGGAAACCUUCAAGGAAGGCCCCCACAAGCAACUGUGGUACAAUGCCCUCCCUGGCGAUGGCGGUACCCAAGCCGAUUCAGUCUUCUCUGGCAUCUCCACCUUUGGUCGUAUCGAGUACCAUCCUUGUUUGGCCAGCGAUGCUCGCAAGUAUGACAUUGCCUUCAUUGGCGCGCCCUUCGACACUGGAACCAGCUACCGCCCUGGUGCCAGAUUUGGCCCUAGUGGUAUUCGUCAAGGCUCAAGACGUCUGAACCUCUAUGGAGGUUUCAAUGUCCCUCUUCAGACCAACCCUUUCAGCGGAUGGGCCACCGUCAUCGAUUGCGGCGACAUUCCCGUGACGAGCUAUGACAACGAGUGGGCCUUGAAGCAGAUCGAAGAAGGCCACAACAGUAUCCUCAUGCGCGAGCCUGCUGCCAACGCACACAUGGUUGGACCUUCGAAGCACGGAAAGACAUUGCCUCGUGUCAUUACCAUGGGAGGUGACCACACUAUUACUCUGCCUCUUCUGCGCUCGAUGAAUAAGGCAUAUGGACCCAUUACGGUCAUCCAUUUCGACUCCCAUCUCGACACAUGGAGGCCCAAGGUCUUCGGAGGAGCACCCUCAAAAGUUGCAUCUGGUCUGAUGCGCAACGAUACAAACAUCCAUGCAGGUAUCCGCACGACCCUGUCUGGCAUGUCCGACUACGACAAUGACGGUUACUGCGGUUUCGAGAUCGUCGAGGCCCGUGAGAUCGACACUAUCGGCACCGAUGGUAUCAUCAAGAAGAUCCACGACCGUGUUGGUCACAAGAACCCCGUGUACCUCUCGAUCGACAUUGACACGCUUGACCCUGCUUUUGCACCUGCAACUGGUACACCCGAGACUGGUGGCUGGAGCACUCGUGAGCUUCGCACCAUCAUUCGUGGUCUGGAAGGCAUAAACUUGGUAGCGGCAGAUAUCGUCGAGGUUGCGCCUGCCUACGAUACCAACGCCGAGCUCACCACCAUGGCCGCUGCUGACGCCCUGUACGAAGUGAUGUCGCUCAUGGUCAAGGCCGGACCCCUCUCCGAGAUGGUGAUUGACAGCAAGAAGGAGUUGAAGUAA